This is a messenger RNA of Eutrema salsugineum, 1371 nucleotides long. RefSeq lists its product as uncharacterized. The coding region runs from base 1 to 1371 and encodes 456 amino acids. Gene Ontology annotation, molecular function: zinc ion binding. The record is from RefSeq and is a predicted model, not a curated record. The transcript has 8 exons. NCBI's taxonomy places the organism in Eukaryota, Viridiplantae, Streptophyta, Magnoliopsida, Brassicales, Brassicaceae.
AUGGACGAAUUAGCCGCAAUUAGUCUUGCUGGUGAAGAGCCUGUUGGUUUUGGUGGCGGGAGUGAUGAAGAAUCCCAUGCGGCUAACGACGAAGAACUGCAUAACUUUGCCGUUGAUGAUUCUGCAGAGGGAAACAGUGUGGUGGUCAGAAAGAAGCGGAACGGAAAGGCCGUACUCGAGACAGAUGAGGAAGGCCUUACUCAGAGAGAAAAAGGUGAAAGCAGCCGGUCAGCAAGUAUAGACAGUGCCUUGAAAGACGUCCGCUACGAGGGUGAUGGAGUUUUUGUCGGCCGGAUAUUCAGGAACAAGGUUUGUCGCAGGCCAAAAAUGACCGGGUCCUAUAGAGAUUCAGUGAAUCAUGCUACAGGAGUUCCAGAUGGGAACUUCCAAAUCUUCCCUAUUGCUUAUGCCGUCGUUGACAGCGAGAAUGAUGCAGCCUACGAAUGGUUCUUCAGGUGUCUGCAGACGAUCAUAAAGGAUGACAGAGGAGUGAUGUUCAUCUCCGAUAGACACUCAUCAAUCUACUCGAGACUGAGAAAGGUGUACCCGUCCGCUGUGCAUGGUGCGUGUUUAGUACAUCUAGCGAGGAACGUGACAACCCGAUUUAAAGAGAGUAGAUUGCCUGCAUUAAUGGUCCUAGCAGCAAAGGCUUAUACGGUGUUUGAGUUCGGACAACUAUUUGGCGAGCUGCGAAGCGUUAACCCGGCAUGUGCCGAGUACUUAACUGAGUUGGGGCUUCCUCACUGGACGAGAGCAUACUCUGUCGGACAACGGUACAAUGUCAUGACAACCAAUGUUGCCGAGUCGCUGAACAAGAUGAGCCUCAUGGGCUGGUUUGUAAGGAGAAGGGCUAAACACGCUGCUGAGAUACAUCCCCUGACAAGUAAAGUGCGAGACAUCAUGGACGAAAACUUUUUUGAAUGCACCAAAUUGAAGGUGAUCGUGGUAAACCAGAAUGAGUUUGAAGUUUACGACCCAAGUGGAGUUAGGUUUGAAGUGAAUCUGCAGUCCAAAAUAUGUAGCUGCAGACAGUUCCAAAUGCUACUUAUACCCUGUUGCCACGCAUUGGCUGCCAGCUCGUACGGUCAGAUUGAUAACAAUAUCCUUGUCGGAGAAGUAUACACAACAGGUUUUAUGAGAUCGCUGUACGAGGGGGUUUUCCAUCCAGUACCAACACCUGUAAGUACUGGUGAGCCUGAACUGCUUCCUCCAAUAAUGCGCCGACCACCUGGACGUCCAAGAAAAACCAGGAUCCCAUCUCGUGGCGAAUUCAAGAGACGUUCGAAAAAGAAAGCGGUCAGACUUUGCACAAGGUGUCUUGGUCGUGGUCACAACAGAGCAUCCUGCAAACUUCCGGCGAAGGAUAAAUGA